Molecule: messenger RNA, 1679 nt
Organism: Mustela lutreola (European mink)
Lineage: Eukaryota; Metazoa; Chordata; Mammalia; Carnivora; Mustelidae
Gene: MMACHC
Product: metabolism of cobalamin associated C
Exons: 5
Coding region: 330-1007 (225 amino acids)
Biological process (GO): cobalamin metabolic process
Cellular component (GO): cytoplasm
Molecular function (GO): demethylase activity; FAD binding; cyanocobalamin reductase (cyanide-eliminating) (NADP+) activity
Source: RefSeq, a predicted model, not a curated record
UCCCCAGCAAGCUCUGCGCGUAGCGUGAGCUAUGGAGCCGCAGGUCGCAGAACUGAAGCAGAAGAUCGAGGACACGUUGUGCCCUUUUGGCUUCGAGGUUUACCCCUUCCAGUGACCCCUGUACUAAGCUGUGUGCUUGUACAAAGCUAAAUCAACUCAGCUUGAGCCCUUUGCCUGAUGCUUAAGAGCAGUCCACUCCCACCCCUUCCACUGAGUGGCCCACAGCAGUGCUGGAAGAGGUGGCAUGGUAUAAUGCACUCCUGCCUCCAGCCUUCCACCUAACCCUGCCAGGACCCACCCUGGCCUUCCUAGUACUCAGCACACCCGCCAUGUUUGACCAGGCCCUCAAACCGUUCCUGCAGAGCUGCCACCUCCAACGACUGACUGACCCUGUGGACCAAUGUGUGGCCUACCACUUGGGCCGAGUUAGAGAGAACCUCCCAGAGUUGCAAAUCGAAGUCAUCGCUGACUAUGAGGUACACCCCAAUCGGCGCCCCAAGAUUCUGGCCCAGACUGCAGCUCAUGUGGCAGGGGCUGCUUACUACUACCAACGAAAGGAUGUGGAGGCUGACCCCUGGGGGGACCAGCACAUAUCAGGUGUGUGUAUACACCCCCGAUAUGGGGGCUGGUUUGCCAUCAGAGGAGUGGUGCUCCUGCCAGGAAUACAGGUGCCAGAUCUGCAACCCACAAAGCCUCUGGACUGUGUACCUAAAAGAGCUGACCGAAUCACCUUGCUUGAAGGGUUUAAUUUCCACUGGCGUGACUGGACAUACCGGGAUGCUGUGACACCACAGGAGCGCUACUCAGAAGAGCAGAAGGCUUACUUUUCCACUCCACCUGCCCAACGUUUAGCCUUCUUGGGCUUGGCCCAGCCCUCAGAGGAUUCUAGCUCUAGGCCUGCUGAACUACCUUUUACAGUACUCAGACCCAAAAAACCCCAGAAUCCCAGCAGAGUCCAGGGCUGGCUCAGCUCCCGUGUCUCACCACCAGCAUCCCCUGGCCCUUGACAUCCUCCCUCCCCAGAUCCCUACUGAUAAGUGGUACUUGCUGGGACUUGUUUUGCUUUUCGGCAAGGCAAGGUUUAAUUUUAGGUAUAUUCUUAAUAGAAGAAUUACAGAGAUCUUCAAUGAAGAUAAGGCUCAGAAUUUAGUCAAAACAAAACACCCAGAAUUCCCACCUGGUUUGGAAUAUGGAUUAUUCCUGUGUAGCAUUUCUCUUGUUAUAAAGUCUUGGGGGCACCUGGAUGGCUCAGUAUGUUGAAUGUCUGCCCUCAGCUUAGGUCACAAUCCUGGGGUCCUAGAAUCAAGCCCCAUAUUUGGUUCCCUGCUCCUCAGGGAGACAGCUUCUCCCACUCUGACCCUCCCCACACAAUCUUAAAACCGGCUUUCUAAAGGGUUAUCAUUCACUAAUGGCAUCUGCCCCAUAGGCUUUUUGUAGAUAAUGAAUAAAUACAUGUAAAGCACUACUGAAACAAUGUCUGGCUUAUUCAAGAGGGGGGGGGGCGGGGUUGCGCCUGGGUGGCUCAAUGCGUUAAGCCUCUGCUUUCAGCUCAUGAUCCCAGGAUCUUGGGAUCGAGCCCAGUGUCAGGCUCUCUGCUCAGCGGGUAGCCUGCUUCACCCUCUGCCUACUGCUCUGCCUGUGAUUUCUGUAUCAAAUAAAAUCUUAAAAAAAAAAAAAAA